AUGAGGAUAAACAAAAAAGACGAAAUCGUGAACGUCUUGUUCACCGUAUUCCUGUUGGCCACUCAGCAGAUCUGCCUUCUCUACGCAAUCCUGAGCAGCGCGAAAAGCAACAACCUCUACUUGCUGUUCCUCAUCGUGGAUGUCUUCCUAUGCGUGUACAUUGUGCUGAGCCUUUACGAUGAAAACAACGCAGGGGUGAAAAUAUCCAUCCAGUGGAUGAUGUACAUGAUUACUUUGAGUUCAAAAAUGGCCAUAUUCUCUUUUCUCAUCAAAAAUGAAAAAAAAUACAGCCACCAAAAUGGUGACCAAAAUGGCCUUUUUUUCACAUAUCUAUCCAAUGAUGUGUUGGUCUACAACUUGAUCUAUUUGACUCCAUUCAUUUAUCUCCUGUUCUCUCUCAGAAGUAGAAACAUUUUGGAGAAUAUCCUGAACAACAAAAUAGUCGUAGAAAACAUCCUCAGUAUUGACGUCAACAUAAUAAACCUCUUCGAUCUGAUUGACUUGAUUUUCAUGUAUUCUCAUUUGACAAACCUGUACAAAAUAUUCGAUCAUAUGAAGAUGUAUCGCUUCCAAAAUGUACUUAUAAUGCUUCUUCUCGUUUUGGUGGAUAUUUCUCUCUUCGGAUUUUACUUCCCUAUUUAUACUAAUAUAGACAAGUCGUACUCUUACACACAGGAGUCGGUGGGGAUGCUCAAGGGGGACAGGCCUCCUCCUGAGGAAGGAGGGGGCCGAUUGAGGGACAAAGGUACCAAACGAGAUGGAAAGAAAACGAAGCAUAGCAGAAUCGUGAAACAGAAGAAGCGUAUUUACCAAAGUGACUCAUAUGGAAAGUACGAAACGGCGGAGAGGAAGAAGGAUAAUUUGUUUUACGCCACCAAUGGGGGAAGUGGUAGCAUCGCAAAUGGGAGAAGUGGAAGCAUCGCAAUGGGGAGGAGUGGUAGCAUCGCAAUCGGGAGAAGUGGAAGCACGGGAAUUAGAAGAAGUGGUAGCACAGCAAUUCGGAGAAGUGCUGGGGGUAGAAGCAGCUCGAGUGGACGGAGUACUGCAGGGAGCCUUCUCAGCCGAGGAAACAGUACACAUGAUCAAAGCGGAAGCCACAGCAGUGUUCGCAGUGAGAGAAUAACUACGGUAAUGAAUCCAGCAAAUGUGCGAAAUGGGACGAAUCUAUCCUUUUUGGAUCAGUCCAACGUCAGGUACAUGAAGACAAACACCACUUCUAAGUUGUUAUACUCGGAGAAUGAUACAAACGUGGGGGUGAUGGACAAAAGGAACCACUCCCCUUUGGUUUCGUACAAUUCAAAGGAUUCCACAUACGCCUCAUCCGAUAUGUCUAAGGAGUUACCCUCAAGAGAAUUUUCCUCAUCGUCUUUCUCGACCUUGUCUUUCUCGUCGUCGUCUCUCAAUUCAUCCUAUUUAUCAUCAGAUGGCUCUAACUUUGGCUCUUCUCACUCAGCGUCGUUCACCUCCUCGACGUCCUCCUCGUCGUACCUGCCAUCCUUCCUGUCCUUCUCCUCCAGUGAGAACAAGGCCAAAUCGAAUAAGUCCUACCACCAGAAAUAUAAGGACGUCUACACGGAUGUGUACAUAACGGCCAAGUUUCACUUCAUCGUGGGGUUCCUCCUCAUCGACGUGCCCUUUUUCGUAUACAGACUGCUCUUCUGCCUGAAGCACAAAAUCAUGCUGACACUCAUCGUGAAGAACGUCCUGUUCCUGCUGUUCCGAUCGUACAAGCUAAACGAGUACCGCCUCGUGGAAAAGGAGAAGUACAAGAAUAACAAGAGCAACCUCGAUUUUGACUUCUACAAUCUGUUCAGCGUAGAUUCGAAGACGAGUGGCUACCCAGAGGGGGACGCCACGGUGAGGGAGAAGGGGCGUGAGAAUCGGCAUGGACAGCAACAUGCACAUCGCCAUCCGCAGCGGGGGAGUAGGAUGAAACUCCCAUCAUUCCAAGGAACUCCGUAUGGCCAAGUUCCGGAAGACGGAGCCGAGGCGAAAAGCAAGAGGGACCAACGUUCGCGCAAGGUGAAAAAGGGGAACACCAAAAGGGGAACCAAAAGGGAGAAAACAAAGAGGGACAGAGAAAAAGCCGACAAGUCGUCGAAGAAGAGGAAGAAAAAAAAAAAAAACACCGUCAUGCAGGUGUUCAAGGAAGAAUUUAAGGAGAACAAAAAGAAGCUGCUGUUAGAGAAAGCCGCCCUACAGGAAAUGGGGCUAAACCCAAAUAGCGAAAGGGUCAGUCGGGGAAGUAUCGUCCCCCUCGGAAAGGUCAUAGACAAUGACGGAGAGGAAUACACAGAGAAGGGGAAAGGUGGAGAACCCCAAAGUGGAGGGAAAACAGAGAAGAGCAAAAAAAUUUCAGCAGCGAAAUUCACCUGGAAAGAACGAAGACAAAUGAGGAGUCAAUUUAGAAAGUUCAAAAAUCUGAUUUAUAAAUUAAAGUACAAAAGGAAUAUACCGAUAUAUCAUUUCAAGCUAUGGGAUCAUAUCCGAGCUAUGUGUACUUUAUUUUUCAAACGAUUUGGCAGUUCUAACUUCGUCUAUUUAGAUGAUCAGCUGGUCUUUUCCUACUUCACCAAUCUCCGACUCAUCUUCCUUGUUUUCCUUAACUAUGUAAUGAGAAUCGGGAUCACCAUCUUUUUUAUCUUCCUCUUAUUGAAUAAUCACAUACGAGUCAGUGACCACGAUUUUGUAUAUAUGUACCAAAUGCCGGUAAAACCGUUGGGAUCUCCUGGGGUGGGUCGGGGAGACAGCCUCACUUUCCCAGACAGCUUCGAUGUGACGAAGUACACACAUUUGCAACUCCCAAAAGAACCCAUUCCUAUACAUUAUAUAAACAAAGACAUGGAAGACAACUCGAGACAGUUCUCUAAUCGGACGUAUUUUCCCAAAGGAUAUGUCCAAUUAGAGAUGCCAGAUAAUCUAUUCAAUUCUACAUGGGAGCAUAUUUUUAAGCUGGACAAAAUAUAUAUGUAUGGUUGCCUUGGAUUCUUCUUCCUUUAUUUUGUUCUUCUCUUGGGUACCUCCACCUUUUUCGACAUCCUCUUUGGGGCCAUAGUAAACACGUUGAGUCACUUAUCUUUUUAUUUUUCUCUAAAACAGUUUGUUCUAUUCUUUUUUACCUUCCAUGGGAAUCUGUACAAUGGCGAUUAUAUUUUUCACUCUGGCCAAAUUCGCAAGCUCAACUACAAGUUCGAAUAUCUGAUGCUGCUGCUUCUAAACUUGCAGCAGUUCGCGUCCCUCUGCAAGCACGCUUCUCUCUUCCUACGCGUGUUGUUAAACUGUAGGUACGUCUACUACCGGAGGAGCCUGAGCCGAGCGCGCAACGGCAGGCGCAACCAGCUGAGGCACUCCGUGAGCGUCUACCUCCUCUUCCUCCUAUGCAAGUAUGCCUACGCACCGGUCAACCUCAACACCCUUCUAUUCGGAAAAAACAUCCUGAACAAUAUUCUCCUCAUAGACAACAUAAAUGGCUUCACAUGGGUGAAUAUCAUAGUCCUUACUCUCUUCAAAGGGACGCAGAUUCUCUUGACCAAGACGAAUUAUUUCAUAAUUGGACUCUUCAUUCUACACAUCCUUCUGUACGUCAUUUAUGCCAUCCAUGCACAGAUACUCAGAUAUAUAAUCCUUCGCAAAAUGGAGAUUCUCUUUUCCUUUAAGAAUAUCCUCAUCUCUAAAUAUGAGGAGACCCCCCUCGUCCCGGACAGGACUUCUCCCUACGUCACCUGCAGGGACAUCCUCAAGUACUACUCUGAGGAGGGCUUCUUCUCUUCCGAGGGCAACAUGAUACCCAAUUUUAUAUGA
Molecule: messenger RNA, 3801 nt
Organism: Plasmodium inui San Antonio 1
Lineage: Eukaryota; Apicomplexa; Aconoidasida; Haemosporida; Plasmodiidae
Exons: 4
Coding region: 1-3801 (1266 amino acids)
Source: RefSeq, a predicted model, not a curated record